CGACGCCGUCUCCCCAGUCAAUGGCGGCCCCCGACGACGCGCCCGCCACGGCGGUACUGCUGCUCUCCGCGGGCCUGGCAGCCCUGGUCGCUUACGCAGUGGCGGCUGUCACGUACAACGUCUACUUGCACCCACUGGCCAAGUUCCCCGGUCCGCCUCUAGCUCGCGCUACCGUCUACUGGAAGGCAUAUGCCGAAUGCGUCCAGAACCGGUCCUUCUGCCACUACCUUGUCGAGCUGCAUGCCCGAUAUGGCGACGUUGUGCGAGUCGGCCCCAACGAGCUCCACUUUGCCAAUCCAAAGGCCUACCACGACAUCUACAACAACAGGAACCGCUGGGACAAGGAGGCCACCCUGUACCAGAGCUUCAACGAGGACAGGUCCAGCUUCGGCUUCCUCACCCAUGCCGAGGCCAAGGAGCGCAAGCACGUCCUGAACCCCUCCUUUUCCCAAGCCGCUAUCCGGAAUGCCCAGCCUCUCUGCAUCGACAAGACAAAGCAACUGUGCGCAGCUUUCGAGCGCCAAGCCAAAGCCUCCAAGAGCAUCGAUCUCUUCCUCGCCUUCCGCUGCAUGAGUGUCGACGUCAUCACCACCCUGUGCUUUGGCAACCCCAUCCAUGCUGUUGACGCCCCCGACUUCAAGGCCCCUAUUGUCGUCGCCCUGGAUGCAUCGACGCCCGUUUCCCUUUAUUUCAAGUACUCUGAUCUUUUCAAGAACUUUAUUCUGAAAUGCCCCCCAAAACUAUCGCGAGUGCUAAGCCCCUUGACGGCAGGCCUCAUCGACCUGAAUGAGCUGCUUAUGCACCAGAUUAAUGAUCUGACUAACAAUCCGGAAAAGCUCAAACUGCUUCCUCAUAACAUGACAGUUUUCCACCGUCUGAUGGAUCCUGACGCUCAUCGUGACAAAAAGGUUCCUUGUACCGGCAGCCUCUACGAAGAGACACAAGCACUCAUGUUUGGAGGCACCGACACCACCGGCAACACGCUCAUGGUGGGGGCUUUCCACCUGCUCAAGGAGCCCGCCGCUUGGCAAAAGCUCAAAUCAGAGUUGUUGGCAGCAUGGCCUUUACUCGAGGGGGAGGGGCCCACGCUGUCAGAACUGGAAAGUCUGCCCUACCUGAAUGCAGUCAUCAAAGAAUCCCUGAGGCUGUCGUCAGGCGUUACUUCUGGCCUGUUGCGCAUAGUUCCUUCCACGGGCGCGACUAUAUCAGGAGUUGCUGUGCCGCCAAAGACCAUUGUGUCGUGCGGUAGCACUUUUGUCCAUUACAACGCCGACAUCUUCCCCAAGCCCGACAAGUUUGUUCCUGAGCGCUGGCUCGAGACACCCGACCUGGACAACUGGCUCGUCGCUUUCUCCCGCGGCCCACGCAUGUGCCUGGGCAUCAACCUUGCAUGGGCGGAACUUCGUCUUGCCUUUGCCCAUGUAUACCGCAAAUUCGACAUGACCCCCGCCAAACCACUACCAGAUAAGCUCUUGUGGCGAGACGUAUUCUUGCCAUACUACUACGAUGAACAUUUGCAGGUCAACAUGCAGCUUGUAAAUGCCUAG
This is a messenger RNA of Exserohilum turcica Et28A, 1547 nucleotides long. RefSeq lists its product as uncharacterized. The record is from RefSeq and is a predicted model, not a curated record. Lineage: Eukaryota; Fungi; Ascomycota; Dothideomycetes; Pleosporales; Pleosporaceae. Gene Ontology annotation, molecular function: monooxygenase activity; heme binding; oxidoreductase activity, acting on paired donors, with incorporation or reduction of molecular oxygen. The transcript is spliced from 6 exons. The coding region runs from base 21 to 1547 and encodes 508 amino acids.